Lytechinus variegatus (green sea urchin) is the source of this 3928-nucleotide messenger RNA. Its product is annotated as cyclin-dependent kinase 11B-like. Gene Ontology annotation, cellular component: nucleus. The record is from RefSeq and is a predicted model, not a curated record. Gene Ontology annotation, biological process: protein phosphorylation; regulation of mitotic cell cycle. Gene Ontology annotation, molecular function: cyclin-dependent protein serine/threonine kinase activity; ATP binding. NCBI's taxonomy places the organism in Eukaryota, Metazoa, Echinodermata, Echinoidea, Temnopleuroida, Toxopneustidae. Bases 131 to 3055 code for a protein of 974 amino acids. The transcript has 18 exons.
AAUCGAAGUUCUAUUGUGGGUUGUGUAGCUGUCCCCUUUUCUGGCUUUGCUGCGCUGUCGUGUACGCGUGGGUUCGUUUACUCUGCGGCGAUAAUAAAUUUGCAACUGGGGGCGGUGUUGGGAGUCAGAAAUGCCAAGCUCGGAGAAGCAUUCUCGCAAAGAUAAGGACAAACAUGAGAAGGAAAGGUGGCACGUCAAGACACUGGAUGAAAUAAGAGAAGAAAAGAAGAAGAAGAAGGAAAGCGAGGAAAAGAAGAAAAAGAAAAGCAAGGAUCCGGCCAAAGAAAUGGUCAGAGAGGAGAAAGUACAAAGGCAGCAGCAUAUAUUUUCAGAAGAUGAGAAGAUGGAUGAGGAUGAAGAUGACGCACUCAACAUCCAGCCUCCGCAGGCCAAACCAAGCUCACAUAAAGAUAGCAGGCACAAGAAGGAGGAGAAGCGAAAGCAUUCCAGAUCACAUAGCAGGGAUAAAGACAGAAAGAGAAGAAAGAGAUCAAGGUCAGCAGAGAAGGAGAAGUCCUCCAGAAGCAAAGGUUCCAACCGAGACAGGGAUAGAGAUCGCGACAGAGACCGGGAGAGACGCCGAGACAGGGAUCGCGACGACUACAGCAGGGAUCGGGACAAAAAGACACGCAAGGAGCAUCAUGAAGAGCGUGAGGACCUACGAGGUGGCCAGAGCCAUCCAUCUGAUCUGCGUCAGAUGAUCAUCGAUAGACGGGAUGAUACGCGGCAGGUUACGGUAUUAGGAGAUCGAUUACAACCGAAGGACGCAGAGAGAAGGUCUAGGGAUGUUAAGAAAGAAAGUGAACGUGACAAGGAAAGGAGGGAGGAUAGACACGAAGACAGACAUAGAGAUAGAGAGAAGAAAGAAAAAGAUGAGAAACGAGAGAAAAGCAGAGAGUCCUCCAAGCACGAAGGAAGUAAAGAUAAAAGCAGAUCAAGGAGAGAUGAACUGAUGGAAGACAGAAGAGAAGGCUCCAGACCAAGUAGCAAGGAGAGGACCUCGGGAAGUAAUCGGUCCGACGAUAGAGACUCGAGGUCAAAGAAAUCAGAGAAGGAACAUCAUUCCUCGUCAAACAGAGAAAGAAGUCCACAUAGGUCAUCUAGAGAUGAUAAAAGAAAGAGGGAUGAGAGGAGAAAAGAGGAGCGCGAAUCGGAGCACGACUCCGAUCAACGGAGAUCCAAAUCGUCCUCCAAGUCUUCCAAAUCGCAUGAGAGAGAUAGACGGAAAGAAGACAGUGAGGAACGCGAGAGAUGGGUAGAGCGUAAGAUUGAGAAGGAGGAAGAGGAGGAGAAGGAGGAGUACGAGAGGAGAGACAUGGAGGAAGAUCAUGAGCUUCAGGAGGAGGAGGAGGAGAAUGCCUCCUCAUCGGAAGAAGAGGAAGAAGAAGAAGAAUCGGAGGAAGAGGAAGAAGAAGAAGAAGAGGAUUCUUCAGAGGCGGAAUCUGAAUCUGAGGAGGAAGAAGAGGGAGUGAAAGAAGCAUCAAGUUCAGAGGAAGAAGAAUCGGCCGAAGAAGGAGAGGCCUCGGCCGAUGAGUUGGAGGAAGGUGAACACAAAGAUUCUGAAGAAGAAGAAGAAGAAGAGGAGGAGGAGGAGGAAGAAGAGGAAGAGGAAGAAGAAGAGAGCGAAGAGGAGGACUCGGAAUCUGAUUCUGAAUCAGAAUCGGAAGAAGAGAGCGAGAAGUCUGGUAGCGAGGCUGAUCAUGAAGAAACACACAAAGAAGAGGAAAAGGCAAAAGUGAAACAAGAAAGAGAAAGUGACUCAUCCAAGAUGUACCUGCAUGCCAAGUCUAAGUUCGAUGACGACAGUCCCAGCCCGACCGGUCCGCUACGGGAUCGCAUCAAGAAGGAGGCAGAAGACGACGUCGACGAUCACAGCGACACGGAGUACCUCCAGGACUCCCCCGUCGCCUCCCCCAUCGAGCUGGAGGAGAAGUUGCCCCCGUACCUCCCUGCCAUUCAGGGCUGCAGGAGCGUGGAGGAGUUCCAGUGCCUGAAUAGGAUCGCUGAAGGGACGUAUGGUGUGGUGUACAGAGCAAAUGAGAAAAAGAAAAAUUCAAUUGUUGCCCUGAAGAGACUUAAAAUGGAGAAAGAAAAGGAAGGUUUUCCAAUCACAUCGCUUCGAGAGAUUAGUACUUUACUCAAGGCUCAGCACAGGAAUAUAGUUACUGUUAGGGAGAUCGUUGUUGGUAGUAACAUGGAUAAGAUCUACAUUGUAAUGGACUAUGUAGAACAUGAUCUGAAAUCACUCAUGGAGACCAUGAAACAACCGUUUACUAUAGGUGAGACCAAAUGUUUGAUGCUUCAGUUGCUGCGUGGAGUGCAUCAUCUCCAUGACAACUGGAUCCUCCACCGGGAUCUCAAGACGUCCAACCUCCUCCUCAACCACCAAGGGUGUCUGAAGAUCGGAGACUUUGGUCUAGCCAGGGAGUAUGGUUCCCCGAUCAAACCGUACACGUCCAUCGUGGUCACCCUGUGGUACAGGGCCCCUGAACUGCUUCUUGGUACCAAGGUCUAUUCAACACCCAUAGAUAUGUGGUCAGUAGGUUGUAUAUUUGCUGAGUUCCUUACCAUCAAACCCAUCUUUAAUGGACGCUCGGAAAUUGAUCAACUCAACAGGAUAUUCAAGGAAUUAGGCACUCCAAGUGAGAAGAUCUGGCCUGGCUAUAAUGAGCUUCCUGCCGUGAAGAAGACAACCUUUGCUCACCAUCCUUACAAUAAUCUCAGGAAUCGAUUCGGAACCUACCUAACGGACAUUGGCUUUGAACUACUCAACAAAUUUUUGACCUAUGACCCUGCUCGUCGCGUCUCGGCGGAGGACGCCCUCAAGCAUAGCUACUUUACCGAGUCUCCGCUCCCGAUCAGUGAGAACAUGUUCCCGACGUGGCCUGCUAAGAGCGAGAUGGUCAGGACAAACAAGCCCAGGAGUCCACAGGCACCCGAAGGAGGCCAACAGUUUGCUAAACUGGAAAAAGAGGAAGAAGAUUCUGGAUUCCGAAUGAACUUACCGACCCAAGGAAGCUCAGCGCAGAGUGCAGGAUUCAGCCUGAAAUUUUAAUGAUGAUCAUUAAAAAUCCACUAUUCUUAUGCAUGAAGUGAAGAUAUUCCACAGACCAGACACUAGAUUCUUGGCUCGGCUGUAGCUCCUGCUGCUAAAGGCACUUGGUGUAUUCAAGGAAUUAAUCCUAGUGGGUACCCAUUCACCUCACCUGGGUUGAGUGCAGCACAAUGGAUACAUUUCCUGCUGAAGGAAAACACGCCAUGGCUGAGAUUCGAACCUACGUCUCUCUCAUUGAAAGACAAAAUUCGUGAGCACUAGACCAUGACAUCCCCACAUGCUCUUACUCAAACAAGUCUUUGAUUAUGGGACCUGCUCUGAAUUUAAAAUUGGGUCUCAAGUUUGAAUAUUCACUAUCCCAGGCAGCACUAAGUGCAGGGUGAAGUUGCACUGAUUGGUUUUUAUUCAUCAACUUUAAUCUGUGGUCCGUUUCAUAAAGCAGUUCAUAAGUUAAGAGUGACUUUUAAGAACGACUGGUGAUCCUAUCUUGUGGUAAAUAUUAUUCACCAUUAAAUGUUCCUUGGUGAUAAUUUAGCGCGUAAGAACAGAUCCCCAGUCGUUCUUAGAGUCGCUCUUAACUUCCGAAAAGCUUUAUGAAAGAACCCGCCUGUACUUGGAAAGUUAAGUGUCCAAAAACAAUGCAAAAUGCAGUAUUAUGUCUCAAGUUUUAACGAUGCCAGUGCACUUUAGAUGAGCAGCCAUGACAAGAAAGUGAUGACAAUUUUAGAAAUCAAUGAUUGGAACUCCUCGUGAAAGUUGAUGCCCAAUGUUUCAAUGGCAGUUGAAGUCCUUGGAUCAACAUGAAUGGUUAUUUAUGUGAAUAUUGUCUACACUUUUCAAAAAGUGUCCCCAGAGGCCAAAAUCAAAGAAUAU